UUUUUUUUUUUCGAAUAACAAAAAAAACUAAAAAAUAAAAAAUAAAUAAAAAUCUAAUCUUCUAUUGAUGGGUUCUCUCUGGGGCAUUAGUUCAAUUCAAAUUCAAAUUCAAAUACAAAUACAAAGAUACAUAUUUAUUAUUAUUGAUUGUUGACCUUUCAAUAGGUGGAAAUUCAUCUGAGAAAGAGAAUUCCAACUUUGAGCAUGUCCAGCAGCAAGGUGAAGGGUCUUCUUAAAGGCCUAAGAUACAUAUCUCAAAUAUUUGAAAAUGAAAAAGAACAAGAAAUACAAAUUGGACAUCCGACGGAUGUAAAGCAUGUGGCCCAUAUAGGAUGGGAUGGGCCCUCAGUAACUUCUCCCAGCUGGAUGAAUGAAUUUAAAACAGCUCCAGGAUUUACAUCAGCACCUUUAACUCUUACAGGAGAUGCUCAGACCAAAGCACAAGAUAAUACAGUCAAAUGGAUAUCCGAAGAUUCAAGGAGAAGUACAAGGAGUGUGAAUACUCAAGGUCAAGGAAGGGAUUUGCCUGAAUUACCAAAGGCAUCUAAAAGACAAACAAAUGGUAACAUGACAGAUUCUCCCACAAGGGAAAAACCAAGGCAAUCAAGAAAGUCAUCAAACAACAAACAUUCAAACCUAAAGGAUUCUUCAGAUGGAUCCAAACAAGCCCAACAACAACUCAUGUCCACGGAUUCACAGAUCCAACAAGUAGAUGGGCCACAGGCCCAAAAUCUUCCAGACAUGCCCAAAAAGAUUCGUAGGAAGAAGUCCAAAGAUAAUUCAAGUGGUGGGUCAUCCAAAUUGAGAUCCAAAGUCCAACAAUCAUCAGAUCCAAAUUUGGACUUUGGGUCUCCAUCUUCCAAGUCUAGGAACAAACCAAGGCCCUUUGAAGAAAAUGAGCAAUAUGAAAGAGAAUUGAGUAGGAUAUCUUGAGGAAUUGUUGUACUUUUAUACUAUUAGUUAGACUAUUGUAUAGAUAUAAUUCUUAAAACUAGAACACUUUCCUAACCCUGCUUCUUUUUUU
Molecule: messenger RNA, 1024 nt
Organism: Cicer arietinum (chickpea)
Lineage: Eukaryota; Viridiplantae; Streptophyta; Magnoliopsida; Fabales; Fabaceae
Source: RefSeq, a predicted model, not a curated record